This is a messenger RNA of Serpula lacrymans var. lacrymans S7.9, 867 nucleotides long. RefSeq lists its product as uncharacterized. Lineage: Eukaryota; Fungi; Basidiomycota; Agaricomycetes; Boletales; Serpulaceae. Gene Ontology annotation, biological process: endocytosis; signal transduction; peptidyl-serine phosphorylation. The transcript is spliced from 7 exons. The annotation marks the transcript as partial. Gene Ontology annotation, cellular component: nucleus; cytoplasm. Gene Ontology annotation, molecular function: ATP binding; protein serine/threonine kinase activity. The record is from RefSeq and is a predicted model, not a curated record.
AUGACGACACCUCAUGUUAUUGCAUCCUCGUCUGGUCACCAUUCACAAAGUGCCACAUCGAAUGGUAUCGUCGGAAACCACUUCCGUGUUGGCAAGAAAAUCGGUGAAGGUUCUUUCGGUGUUGUUUUUGAAGGAACCAAGUUACUCACCAAUCAACCUGUCGCCAUCAAAUUCGAACCAAGGAAGUCGGAUGCACCCCAGUUACGAGACGAGUUUCGUUCAUAUCGAACUUUGAACGGCACUGUCGGAGUUCCACAAGUGCACCACUUCGGUCAAGAAGGACUACAUAAUGUCCUCGUAAUUGAUCUCCUCGGUCCGAAUCUAGAAGACCUCUUCGAUAUGUGCGGCCGUAAAUUCACGAUCAAGACUGUUUGUAUGGCAGCAAAGCAGAUGAUCAGUCGCGUACAAUCAGUCCACGACAAGUCCCUAAUUUAUCGUGACAUUAAACCAGACAAUUUCUUAGUUGGUGUUCCCUCGACCAAGACAGCAAAUAUUAUCCAUAUCAUCGGUAUGUCCCCUUUCUUAUCUCGAUCUUUGCCUUCAUUGGUUGGAUUCCUUUUUAUGGGCUUUCUGGAGGUUCUUCCCUGGCAGGGUCUCCGGCCCGCAACCCACAAGCAGAAGUAUGAGAAGAUCGGGGAGAAGAAGCAGACCACUAUAAUCUCGGACCUGUGCGAGGGUUUUCCUGGGUAUGAGUUCUGCAUAUACAUGAACUACGUCCGGAAGCUUGGGUUCGAGGAAACUCCCGAUUACGAAUUUUUACGUGAACUAUUUGCAAAAGUUCUCAAAAAUAUCGGCGAGGUGGAUGAUGGAAUCUUUGAUUGGAUGCUGCUCAAUAACGGGAAAGGAUGGGAAGCAGGCAAUGUUAGU